This is a messenger RNA of Exaiptasia diaphana, 3181 nucleotides long. RefSeq lists its product as uncharacterized. The transcript has 4 exons. Bases 1 to 3165 code for a protein of 1054 amino acids. Lineage: Eukaryota; Metazoa; Cnidaria; Anthozoa; Actiniaria; Aiptasiidae. The record is from RefSeq and is a predicted model, not a curated record.
AUGGAAGCUUGCUGUUCUUUUAAGAGUAUUGUAGGUAGCGGUUGCGGGUUCGACACAAAAGAUCGAAAACAAAGGACGGAAAUUGUAGCAUUGCAUUCUUGUUGUAAGGAUAUUUCCAAGCACUUGGCAACUUUGAGUUUUUCCGGGCCUGAGAAUGAGAUCGAGCUCAUCUUGUCUCGAGCUGGUUUGUACGACACGUCAGAGGAAAAAGUGAGGUCCAUGACUAUAUGUCCGCGGCAUCGCGCUACACUUGGAAUCGGCUGGACAAGAGGCGGUGGGACAAGAUGCAGAGUUCCCCAGCAAAUAUCAGGCCAUGGAAAAUCAAAAGGAAGUUGGCCAAAAGGUGAUCGUGGUAUAGGGAAUCAAGAGUCUUAUAUUAUACUGCAAAAUACAGGCCUUCUUGUACCCCCAGGCUCAGGAAUCUGUAAAACAUGUCGAGUCGCUAUAAAGGAAAUGCCAAAAGAUUCAAAGUCGGAUGUCAAGCAUGUCGCUGAACGAAUACAAGAACUAACAUUGCAUGACGAGGCGGUCUCCACUGAGAGUGAAACAUUCAUGCAGACUCCAAAAGUGACGCCCUUAAAGCCUGAAACACCGCUAUCUAUGUAUACUCUACCACAAAGUGAAACUGAAGAUAAAACGGAACUGACGGAUACAAGACAACUACUAAACAAUUUCUUGAAAGCAAGAGAGGUGAGCCCCAUAAGACACCAGCUGACAACACCGUGGGAUGACGUCUCAAAGAGAACAAAACGACGCUAUGUACAUAAAGCAAAACGGGUAGUCCUUACUGCCCUAGAAGAACUUGCACCUUCCGGUUCAAAAGCUUUGUUAUCAGCAGUAAGGGCUUCAUCGGAUGAAGAAGAUUAUUACGUCGACAAAUCCCUCAUGGAAGCUCUAGUUGAAUGUUAUAACAAUGCAGGGGACUGGAGUACAAGACGACAAAUCUUGUCAAUAAUGGCUGACAAGCUACCCUACUUAUCUCUAAAGAAGUGGAUUCCCGGUUUAUCAAGAUAUAGAUUUAGUGUAGCAAGACACCACAUCCUUCUACAUGGAAGAGGCUCUGUUGUUCCUACAACAAAAAGUCCUCGUAUGUAUGUAUCGCCUCAGAAGCUCGAUCAUUUUCUAACUUUUAUCACAAGUGGUCACGUCAUACAAGAUCUACCUUUUGGAGAAAAAACGUUAAAGCUAUCAUCUGGUGCCGAAGUUGUUGUGCCAAAUGUUGUUCAUGUGUCAAAAAGUUCCAGAGUACCAGACCACUGCAGACAACAUGCUUUAAGCCAGGAAGGUAGCCAGGAAUUCUCCUCAGAAUGUGAUCAUCAACAUGAUCAAGUAUGUGAGAACUGUGAACUUCUCCCACUUGUAUUCAGUCAACUAGACACAGCACUGAGCGACAUUCCUAAUUCCGAUGAGAAGAAGGACAUGGAAUAUAUUAUCAACCAAGGAAAAAAGGAUAUCCAGGCCUGGAAAGCCCAUUUGCUGCGGGCCAUUAACCAGGAUGAAUGCAGAAUCGACAUUCUUCAAGCUCUCGAUCCUUCUUCAGUCCUGAUAGUAUUAGAUUGGGCCAUGAAGUGGAUACCAAAAAAGUACCGUGAAAGUCAAUCAGACUGGUAUGGCAAGAAAGGUGUAUCUUGGCACAUUGCAGUGGCGAUAACAAGAAAUGAAAAUGGCACGUUAGAAAUGCUUACCUUUGUCCAUGUUUUCACCACUUGUUCUCAAGAUAGCUAUGCAGUAAUGGCUAUAAUCAACGACGUUGUUGGACAGCUAAAAGCCGAAAGACCCCAACUAAGCAACUUCUCUCUCAGACAAGACAAUGCAGGCUGUUAUCACAGCGCAUUUAAUCUUAAAGGAUUGAAAGAAGUAGCCAAAUUACACAAGAUCAAUUUGAGAGUAGACUACUCAGAUCCUCAAGGUGGCAAAGGAUCAUGUGACCGGAAAGCUGCGAAUAUCAAAGGCCAUAUCAAGGCAUAUGUUAACUCUGGAAAGGAUGUCGAAAAUACACUUCAGAUGAAAAAGGCCAUCGAAUCAUCAAAAGGUGUCCAGGGUGUUAGAGUGAUGCUAUGUGAACCACCUGAAAUGCCUAGACAUGAUCCACUCAAAUGGGAAGGCGUCAGUGUUAUUAAUGACAUCACCUAUAAAGAAAACGGAGUUGAAGUCUGGAGAGAAUAUGGCAUUGGAAAAGGCAAGACCAUACAAUGGAGCGAGUUUACAGCACCGAAAAAGAUUCCUCUGCCUACGAUGACAAUCAGUGAAACCGCAGUUUUGCCAAAAGCUACAUUUGAGGAAGUUUCUGUCAGAAAAAGAAAAGCCUCCACAAGCACAGCCGCAACAAGUUUGACAGAAGAUGAGAGCUCAGAAGAUGAAGACGAGCAAGUACCCAAGCUAUUCCCUUGUACUAAUGAUGGCUGCAUCAGGUCCUUUCAGCGAUUUUCGUCACUACAACGCCAUCUUGAUAUAGACAAACACAAAUAUGCCCUAGAGCGCGAAACUUUCCUAGACAAAGCCAUGUUGUCCUAUGCUGGAAAACUACACAAAGGAGACGAUCCAUUGAAAGAAUGCACGUCAGAUGAAGAAGGAGCUGUUACUCGCACAUUGACAUACAGUGAAUCUCUCCCAAUGGGCUGGGCACUGAAAUCUUCUACUGUGAAAAGGAAACAGUUCAGUGAUGGCCAAAGGAACUAUCUAAUAAAGAUGUUUGAUGUCGGAGAGCAAACAGGCCACAAGGUUGACCCGAAUACAGUAUCACAAUCUAUGCGAAAAGCUCGAAACGCUGAUGGUUCUUCUAUAUUUGAUUCAAGUGAGUAUCUAACAGCAAAACAAAUCAAAAGCUUUUUUAGUCGCCUGGCAAAGAAGAGACGAGAGGCAAUACCUGACGAUUCGACUGACGAUGAAACAGAAUAUGAUAUCCAGUCAAGAGUUAAUGAACAAGAUCUACAAGAUCUCACAGACAGUGUGAUGAAUGAGGUCCGACUCAUUCAUCCCAUUCUUUUUGAGUCGCACAAUCUGUGUGACCUAGCAAAAAAUCUAAAGCUAAACACCUUUUCUAUCAAGAUGCUGGCUGAUGUCUGUGCUUUUUUUGGGUUAGACACUACGUCAUUGAGAAAGAGAAAAAAAGCCUACAUCGAUCUUUUAUAUAACGAAGUACUUCACCAUUGUAAUUGCAUGUGAAAACGUCAGAUGUGUU